AUGUCUCAGGCCCCUCCCAAGAGAAGACGAGGCAGGAAGAGGGCCGGAAAUGGACCGCUACUAGUAGCGCCCGACCUGGCAGGCCAAGAGAACGAGAAUGCAGACUCUGUUGAAACCGAACUCAGCAACAAAGUCGUUGAUUCUGUGAAGCCUCGGCAGCGCCGUUCUGCGCAAAAUGCCGAACCUGGUCUCCUGGAGCUGGAGAAAGAGAUCAAGGCACAACAACGCGCAGAGCGAGACACAUUCGAAUAUGCACGCGAGAUGGAGAUUGCCAAUCCAACGAAGUGGAUCCCCCAGAAACGCGAGCGCGCAGGCGAAGAAUCGGAUGCUGCGCCUGUAUCAACUGCGGUCAAGCGAAGCCGUGGCAACACAAAGGACGGGUCCCUGCUCGCAGUCCCCACACAUAAUCUCGCCGCCGCCGACUCCAGCCGUAACAUCAUCAGCGGCAUUGAUAACGCGAAGCUGGCAGAUGAUGGAGAUAUUGAGAUGGGCGACUUGUACACCGCCUCGACGCCGGAGCCCAUCGCCCAAGGUGCAGAACAGCGAGUGCAGCGAGACAAGGCAGGAACAAACCAAGCCUCGGAUCGUGACAGCGAGCACUCUGCAGAUGAUGACGCCGCCGUGUCAGAUGCGGGUCGAGAGAGUGAUGAAGAUUUUGGAGUGGACUCGGACAGAGAGCCUGCCGUCUCCAAACGUAAGGCGCAGAAGAUAGCAGAGCAGCUCAAACAAGGCACUGCUACCCUCGUCUCGACCUCUCGGGCGAAAGAACAAGGCAAGAGUAGCGGCAAUGCGUCCAAUGAUACAUCGUCGUCGGAAUACAACGCAGACUUCCUGGACAAAGAUGGCAGCAGCACGCAUGGGUCCGUCGGACACCGGGAUCACCUCCCGGAACGCGAGGACUCGGACCCCGAAUGGACGGCCACCGUAGCUCGCCAUGCAAAAGUCAGCCAGGCCCGAAGCGAGAGACGUGCCCAGGAGCAGUCGCAGGCCCGUGGGAACAAGAAAGAAACCGUAAACGAUGACGCAAAUGAACGCACUAUGUCGCUGGCCAUUCCCGUUAAGAAACCUGCCAUACAGCAGUCUGCAGGCAAGACGGCCCGUAAGGUGCCACUGAAGGGCGGGAAGGUUAAGAUGGCCCAACAGCAGCAGAGAUCAGAGCACGAACAUUUCAUCGUGUCGGACGACGAGCCUACCCGCAAGAACAAAAGCAAGGCGACUAUAGACGAGGUUGAAGCUCAGGCGCUACUCAAAGGCCAGAUUGCUAACAUCAGUACAUUGAUUCAGCGCAACUUAAUGUUGCAGCUGUAUGAAACCAGUGAAGACGACGACCUCUUUGGCAAUUCGUCCCGAGCCCCUUCUAAGCAGAAGCCGACGCAUUCCAAGAAAUCGCAACCGAGUGUCACAAGAGUCAGAGAACCCACCCCAAUAUUCGCUGACUCGGAGAAGGAUGGAGAGUCUCACGAGAAUACCUCAGACGAAGGUGACGCGGGCGGAUGGUCCGCAGAAACCUACAUCACCUUGGCCAAAGAUGGGAAGACGGUUGUGGGUAUCCUGUCGCAGCGAUCAGUCAAGAUCAGGAAUUUCCUGUCCGAAAUGAUCGCGCAUGAGCUGCCGCACGCUCUCCUGCGAGUGCACGCGUUUCCGAGUAAGACUGAGCGACCGCAAAUCUUCUUAGACCUGCUCGUCGAUGCCUCCCGGCGCCUCAAGUUCGACAAAAUCACAGAGAGGCUGCUCAAUGAUUCGCUGUAUGCGCAGCUCCUCAUGAAGAUACCUGUCGACAGGAUGUCGUCAGUCCGAGGGCCGCUCUAUGAUGCUAGCCGGGACAUCGUAUGGGAGAAGUACGGGCUCAAGGCCAUAGAACAUGAUGGUGCUGAGCUGAAGAAGGCGGUACGCGUCUUACUCUCUGGCAAUCGGUUCAUCUGUCCGGGCAAGCUCUCGAACGGAAAGUACACGGAUUUCAAGGCCGACCUACCGUUCUGCGCCCCGGCGAUCAUUGAGAUCGCGAGCACCCUAUUCUUCUGUCCCGACGCUGUCACGCCUCUUGCAGACGAGUUCUUUACGUCGUCGAUCAAGACUGGUGUUGAGGCGACUCAACGCGAGAUACCCGAAGUCAUGGCAGCAUUGCUGGCCACCAUAGCAGGUGCAGCCAUACACGAGGGACUGCAUGGCGUCCGCGCCACGUUACGAAAGAAUGGCGGCUUUAAUGCGGACACGCAAGCGCCGCUUUAUGCGGUACACCUUCAAACGCUCAAGGAACUCUCAGCUAUCGGACGCCACAAGAUCCUCGGCUACCUCUUCAAGACUGCGAAGGUUUACCAUGUCCAGGCGAUGGCUGACAAAACCAAGGCUAACACGCUCGUUAAUCCCGCGACCGCGGGGAUGAGUAUCAUUCUGUAG
Messenger RNA from Rhodofomes roseus, 2397 nucleotides. RefSeq lists its product as uncharacterized. The record is from RefSeq and is a predicted model, not a curated record. The coding region runs from base 1 to 2397 and encodes 798 amino acids. Lineage: Eukaryota; Fungi; Basidiomycota; Agaricomycetes; Polyporales; Fomitopsidaceae. The transcript has 17 exons.